AGCCGGCGCCUGGACAGCGUUGCCCGGACAACGGAGCCAUGGCGCUGAGGGGAGCCUGGACUCAAGGCCGAGGGCUGCUGCUGCUGCUGCGGCUUCAGGCUCGGGGCUGCCAGCGCGGGCAGUGGACCCGGGCUUUGGCCACCUCGGCAGGGGCUCGGGGACGGUGCGAAGCCCUGGUGUACCGCAAGCAUGGCGAACCGCUCGACGUUAUCCACCUUGAGAAUGUCAAACUUUCACAGCUUGGUGACUUUGAUAUCCGAAUCCAAAUGUUAGCAGCACCUAUUAAUCCAUCAGACAUUAACAUGAUGCAAGGUACCUAUCCUAUUCUUCCCGAUCUCCCAGCCAUUGGAGGCAAUGAGGGUGUAGGACGGAUUCUGGAGGUUGGCAGUAAGGUGACUAAUAUGAAGCCCGGAGACUGGGUGAUACCAUCAGGUACAGGGCUGGGAACAUGGAGGAUAGAAGCAGUCAGCAAUAUGAAUACUUUUAUUAAGGUUCCAAAAGUCAUCCCUCUCCUAUGUGCAGCCACUUUGAGUGUCAACCCAUGUACCGCAUAUAGAAUGUUGUACGACUUUGAAUCUUUGAAGCCUGGUGAUUCUGUCAUACAGAAUGCUGCCAACAGUGGAGUGGGCCAAGCUACAAUUCAGAUAGCCAAAGCUAUGAGUUUAAAGACCAUUAAUGUUAUUAGAGACAGACCAGACAUACAGGAGUUGUCAGACAGACUGAAGGCAAUGGGAGCUGACUAUGUGAUCACAGAGGAAGCACUCAGAAAACCAGAAAUGAAAGAAUUAUUUAAGGUCGUUCCAAGACCUCGCCUAGCUCUAAAUGGUGUAGGAGGCAAAAGUGCCACGGAGAUGCUGCAGCAUUUAGAGAAAGGAGGGACUAUCGUGACAUAUGGUGGAAUGGCAAAAAAACCUGUUACAGUUCCAGUGAGCACACUUAUCUUCAAAGAUGUUAAAAUCCGUGGGUUCUGGGUGACCCAGUGGAAGCGAGAACAUGGGCAAGAUUUGCUGCAGGAAAUGAUUUCCCAGUUGUGUGGCUUCAUUCAAGAGGGGAAACUGGAGGCACCAAUUUGCACUGAGGUUCAAUUCCAGGACUAUCAAACUGCCCUCAAAGCCACUACCACACCAUAUACAUCCAGCAAGCAGAUUCUAAUCAUGUGAUGCAGGUCUUUUCAGUCUGUAAAUAAUCCGUGUCAAAAUUCAAAGCCUGAAAGAACAGUCGGGAAUAUAAAGACUUUCUACU
Molecule: messenger RNA, 1242 nt
Organism: Leucoraja erinaceus (little skate)
Lineage: Eukaryota; Metazoa; Chordata; Chondrichthyes; Rajiformes; Rajidae
Gene: mecr
Product: mitochondrial trans-2-enoyl-CoA reductase
Exons: 10
Coding region: 39-1160 (373 amino acids)
Biological process (GO): fatty acid metabolic process
Cellular component (GO): mitochondrion
Molecular function (GO): trans-2-enoyl-CoA reductase (NADPH) activity
Source: RefSeq, a predicted model, not a curated record